This is a messenger RNA of Pimephales promelas (fathead minnow), 791 nucleotides long. NCBI's taxonomy places the organism in Eukaryota, Metazoa, Chordata, Actinopteri, Cypriniformes, Leuciscidae. The record is from RefSeq and is a predicted model, not a curated record.
AUCAUGUUUCCAUAGUCUUUUGUCAAGCUUUGGUCUCUGUAACUGUUGUUUGGGCUUUCCUUCUUUUCUACAUUCAACAUGCUGGUGGAAGAGCUAACCUGCAUCACUUUGUUGCUGUUUCUGUAUCAUAAUGGAGCUGAAGCAAAUAAAAAAGCAAUGGCUUGUGAGGGAGAAUCUGUGCGUCUCAAAUGUGAUUUGGGAUUCAUAAAGAUCAUUAAAGCCAACUAUGGGCGAACUGAUCGCAAAACUUGUGCUAGUGGGAAACCAGCUAAGCGGGUCUCAGAUAAAAAGUGCUCCACAUCAGCGUCCCUCUCUAUAAUGUCCGCUCGGUGUGAUGGCAGAAAGAUCUGUACUGUUCCUGCAGAGAAUUCUGUUUUCACUGAUCCUUGUCCUGGGACUUCUAAAUAUCUGGAUAUAUCUUAUGAUUGUAUCCCAGCAAAAAGAAGAAUAAUCUGUGAAAAUAGUGAAAGCGUCAUUAAGUGUGGUAAAGGGGUUAUUCAAAUUCAUCAUGCCAAUUAUGGACGGCGAUGUCUUGUCCCCUGUCCUCGUAAAUUGACAACCAGAUGCGACUGUUACUCUCCUCAGACCAGCAGCCUGCGUUCCAGGUGCGACGGGAAGAAGUCUUGUCAACUAAGUGCUUCAAAUUCUGUCUUCGCUGAUCCAUGCAUGAAAGUUUCUAAAUAUCUGGAAGUGACGUACAGCUGUAAAAAUUGAAUGACCAUCCUUUUGUCUGUCUUGUUCAUGUCAACAAAUUAUGAUAAUGGAAAGCGAAAUAAAGUAGGAUCAAUCCA